AAGUACAUCGAUUAGUAUAGUUACAACCGGCCUAAGCGGCAGCAUUUAGUGGAGUUUUAUAGUUGGGAUAAUAUUUUUAUCUCCCGUUUAAGUUUCUUUCCGGUGUACAAAGUUUUGUGAUUAUGACUUCCACUUAAGGAAAAGGAAAUCAUUAUUAAUAUUGAACUAAAUAGUGUUAAACUAAACAUACUUAAUUACUUGAAGAAAUUACGUAUUAAGUAAAUAAAUAUCGGUGUCGAAAUGGGUCUCAUAACUACGAAAGAGAACGAAUCAAAAUGCAUAGACAGCAAUAACAAUUUAGAUCACGAAAAACGUCUAAAGCAACAAAACUAUGACGUCAUGUUGCCAAAGAACGAGUACAGAUUCAUGAAGACCAUCAGGAGAUGGGAAAGAGACGUUGUGGGUUUUGAAACCCCAUUGAGGUGGAUUAAUAUAUUUCUGAUCUCGACAUACCAUUUGGUUUACGUGCUAUGCGUCACAUACUGUUUCAUGCACAGGAUACAUAUUCCAUUGAUUAGUUAUGUCCACGGCCUGUUCUUUGGCUGGAUGGCGGGGUUCGGCGUGACGGGGGGCGUGCACCGCUACUGGUGCCACAGAUCCUACAAAGCCAAACUACCACUUCAGAUUAUACUGCUGGUGUGCUACUCCAUGGCUGGACAGAACACAAUAUACGAGUGGGUCCGCGACCACCGAGUGCACCACAAGUACUCGGAGACCUCCGCGGACCCUCACAACGCCAACCGAGGCUUCUUUUUCGCGCACGUCGGCUGGCUGAUGAUGAAGAAGCACCCCGACGUCGUCAGGAAAGGCAAAGUUGUUGAUAUGAGCGAUAUUGAAAACGAUCCGCUUGUCCGGUUCCACACCAAAUACUUCUUGUUCUUCAAGCUGGCAUUCUGCUACGUCAUCCCAAUUCUGAUCAGUCACUACGUGUUCGGCGACUCCUGGCUCAUGACGAUCUACACGGAGACCGUCAUCCGCGUGCUGAUGAGUCUUCACUACACCUGGAGCGUCAAUAGUUUUGCCCAUAUGUGGGGGAACAAGCCUUACGAUAAAUCAAUAAUGCCUGUAGAGAACUGGGUGGUGUCAUUGUUCGCGCUGGGCGAGGGCUGGCACAACUACCACCACACCUUUCCCUGGGACUACAAGGCGGCGGAGUUCGGGAACCACAUGAACGCCACAAGUUAUAUCAUCGAUAUAUUCGCUAAGAUCGGGUGGGCCUAUGAUCUGAAGAAGGCGUCUCCGUCGCUUGUUCAUGCGGUUGCGAGUAGGAAAGGAGACUUGUCAAUAAAAAGGAAUGUAAAAUAGUUGUGUAUAAAUGUUUAGUUAAGAGAUUAUGUAAAGUAUAGUUAAUAUAUGUAAAGCGUUUGUUUUGUUGAUUGAAGACAAUGUAAAAUAGUUCGUUGCCGAAAAUAAUAAAAUGAUACGU
This is a messenger RNA of Plutella xylostella (diamondback moth), 1426 nucleotides long. RefSeq names its product acyl-CoA Delta-9 desaturase. Gene Ontology annotation, cellular component: endoplasmic reticulum membrane. Lineage: Eukaryota; Metazoa; Arthropoda; Insecta; Lepidoptera; Plutellidae. Gene Ontology annotation, biological process: unsaturated fatty acid biosynthetic process. Gene Ontology annotation, molecular function: stearoyl-CoA 9-desaturase activity; iron ion binding. The record is from RefSeq and is a predicted model, not a curated record.